AUGCUCGACGAGAAAUUAACGGAAUGGUGCAUGAAAAUACGAAAGAAACUUUUGUCACUUGUGAUUAUUUCUGAAAGAAGGAAUUUGUUGAAUACUGUUAUCCGAAUAAAAAAUUGGAUGAAAUUGGAUGAAAACGUAGAAGCUUCCAUAAUUAUAGAUCUAGAAAGAUACGACAAAAAAGACAACGAUAAUAUUUGUGUUCAAAUUGGGGAUUCAGGAACUGUAGCUAAAGAUUCAGUAACAAUCUCGAAAGAACUAGCAAUUGACAAUGAGGCUUUAGCUUCUGAAUAUUCUGUAGCGUUUUCUUCGACAAAUGUUCGCAACGAAAUAGUGAUAGUACAGGAAAAUGACGAAAUGAAAAGCAUGGACUCCUUUUGUCAGGCAGUGGAUCAGGAAGAUGCAAAAAAUAUUUUUGUAGCUGAUACGAAUUUCACGCCUUAUACAUUCGGUCAAAUGGGAGGAAUGCUAGAAAGCGGUGAUGUAAGAUCGGGAAAUCCAACAUCCUUUUCAGCAUCGAUGCAAACCAAAUACAAUAACGGUUUUACAGAAGUUAUAAGCCAGAGAGAAACUUACGGAAUUCAGUUUGCUGAUCACGUAAGUGAAGUCGAUGUACAAAUUGAUGCAAGGUCUCAGGCAAAGAUAACUUUAAUUUCGGAAGAAAAUGUGGACGAAAUGGUCAUAUGUGCCGAACCUAUUAUGCUAAUCAGGAACAAGAACUCUAUAUCCGAACGGCUAAAAAAUGCGUUCAAAACUAUACGUUUGAUGAGUUGA
Messenger RNA from Cercopithifilaria johnstoni, 771 nucleotides. The record is from the annotation of a GenBank genome assembly. NCBI's taxonomy places the organism in Eukaryota, Metazoa, Nematoda, Chromadorea, Rhabditida, Onchocercidae.